This is a messenger RNA of Haemonchus placei, 318 nucleotides long. NCBI's taxonomy places the organism in Eukaryota, Metazoa, Nematoda, Chromadorea, Rhabditida, Trichostrongylidae. The record is from the annotation of a GenBank genome assembly.
GCCUUCUUCAUACCACCACCAAUAUUUCUCGUGCAUCGCUACUUCAGUGAAAUCCUUCAGUUUGUCAUGCAUACCAGUUUAGUGGGUGAUCUAGGGCCAUUGGGGAUCGUCUUCAACACGCCGUCACAUCAUCGAGUACAUCAUGGACGGAAUCCUUAUUGCAUUGACAAGAACUAUGGUGGAGUGUUUAUCAUUUGGGAUAAGAUGUUCGGAACGUUCGAGGCUGAACGAAAAGACGAUCCACCGAUAUAUGGACUAGUGCAUAACGAAAAUACUUUCGAUCAAAUCUAUCUACAGGUGAUCAGUCUUUCACCGUAA